This is a messenger RNA of Drosophila willistoni, 1789 nucleotides long. Its product is annotated as transmembrane protein 104 homolog. The transcript has 4 exons. The coding region runs from base 93 to 1676 and encodes 527 amino acids. The record is from RefSeq and is a predicted model, not a curated record. NCBI's taxonomy places the organism in Eukaryota, Metazoa, Arthropoda, Insecta, Diptera, Drosophilidae.
AUUCAAUGUUUGUGUUUGUAAUUGUAUUGUUGCUUGGAUUCGUCGCAUCGGUAUUAUUGUGAUUAUUUUGAAAACAUUAACUAUUGCUAGAAAUGCCUGAAAACCGGCACCCCCAAAGCCGACGUCUUGUGGAUGGUGAAGCCUCUACGUCUGGGUCUACUUACUCAAAUUUGGUUGGUGUCAUCUUCAUAUUCAAUCUGAUUGUCGGAACGGGUGCAUUAACAUUACCAGGCGUUUUCGUCAAGGCAGGAUGGCUGCUGAGUCUCAUAGUUAUAGUAUUGCUAGCUUCAAUGAGCUACAUGACAGUGACGUUUGUUAUAGAGACUAUGGCCUGUGCCAAUGCCAUUAAUAACUGGCAGAAUCUACAGGUCUUAAGGCAUCGUCAAAAUUCUGAAGAACACAGCGAAGCGGAUGAUGAAGCUGCAUCGGCAGCAUCUAGGCAAGAAGAGGAAGUUAGUCUGUUGGGUGGUGACAGUGGUGAACUAGAACGGAUCCCAUUGACCAUUCAGAGCGCUGAAUUUCACUAUUAUCAGCUUUCAAAGAAAUUCGAACUGGGUGAAAUGGCAACAUUGUUUUUCAACGAUAUCGGACGAACAUUAUUCUAUUUGUGUUUCAUUGUUUAUCUAUAUGGAGACUUGAGCAUUUACUCUGCUGCCGUAGCAAGAAGUCUACGCGACGUUGUGUGUGAUGAUAAAAAUGUCACCAACUAUGGUAAUUCGAAUUUGAUGUUUUGGCCGGGUGAUUUCAAGAAUAACACAAAUAGUCCAUGCUGGAUGGAACACACUAUAUCAAGGCUAAGCAUGUACCGAGUAUUUCUAAUUGCAUUCACUGUAAUAUUCGGUCCAUUUGCCGCAUUUAAUGUUCAAAAGACAAAAUAUUUGCAAAUACUCACAGCCUUCUUUCGAUGGACGGCAUUUACUUUAAUGAUCGGCCUAGCUCUUAAGAUACUGAUCACAAAAGGAGCAAGAGGCCAUCCAGUGAGCGUUGAUUUUAACGGGAUCCCAUCAUUAUUUGGAGCCUGUGUCUACUCCUUUAUGUGUCAUCAUUCUUUGCCCAGCCUUUUAGCGCCUAUCAGACAAAAGAAGAUGAUUGCUAAAAUCAUUUCCUUUGACUACAUUUUUAUAUGUUCAUUUUACAUUUUACUAGCAUUGACUGGUAUUUUUGCAUUCAAACACGUCGAAAUUCUUUAUACGUUAAAUUUUUUGCCACAAAAUGUACCCUAUACGGAUUUUGCUUCAGCUGUGCUUAUUGGCAUUGAUUAUUUCCUGGCACUAUUUCCGGUAUUUACCUUAUCGACUAGCUAUCCCAUUAUUGCCAUAACAUUGAGAAAUAAUCUGCAGACAUUAUUUCUAGAUAUGUCAAGAUAUGAAUCGUAUCAUUGGUUUAUUCGUAUUAUUUUUCCUCUGUGUGCGAUUAUCCCACCACUUUGCGUGACAUAUUUCACUGAGAGUUUAUCCAGUCUGAUUGCCUUUACUGGAAGUUAUGCUGGUACUGGCAUUCAAUACAUAAUUCCUGUAUGUUUAGUUUACUUUGCCAGACGGACUUGUUCCGAACUGUUGGGCAGUGGCGUUGCCAAUCAGUUUAAAAGUCCUUUCAAGUCUAAUGUAUGGCUUCUGUUGGUAAUAGUUUGGUCAGUUGUUUGCGUAUUUUUGGUUACCAUUAAUCUAAUUCAAUAAGCUUUAUUUGUCUCGAUACCAAUUAUUUAUAGAAACUAAAGAAAUAAUCUAUUAGACAGUAAUUAUCUAAUUGGCUGUGAAAAAGAAAAGUUUUUUUGAGUCUUCCAUUUAAA